AUGGGUUUACCGGAGAUCGUCGAUUUCGCUCGUAAUUUAGCCGUCAUGGUCCGAGUCAAAGGCCCUGACCCAAAGGGCCUCAAAAUGCGAAACCACGCUUUCCAUCACUACCACUCUGGGACGACGACUAUAUCAGCGUCUGGAAUGCUAUUGCCGAACACCCUUUACGACUUUGAUGUUGCUCAGCAACUCUUUGGUGGCGACAGUGAACGGUCUCCUGCUCUGGUUGUGACUGUUGCCUCCAUUGUUGAGCCUUUUCUCUCUCUGCAACACAGAGAGGGCCUUACCCAGGGCAGGCCUCAGUUGAUUCCUGGGGUUCAGAUUGAUAUAAUGGUAGAGGAUGAAAUGAGGUUCCACAAAGAUUCUGAAGAUUUGGAUAAAGGGCCUCCGUGCUGGUUUGCAGCACAGCUGUUAAUGCUAAUUGAUGUUCCUGCUUCUGCUGUUGCUCUCCAAUCAGUUAUUGAAGCUUCUUUAAGCUCCCCAGAUCAUGGAUGGGAGGUCGGUUGGUCUUUAGCCUCACAUGGUAAUGCUCCUCAGACCCAGGUGGACUCGGCUGUCAGACAAUUGGGGAAUUCAAGUCUUACAGGCAAGUCAACUACAAGAAUUGCCAUUCUUGGAGUAUCCUUAAUUUCCAAGGACGUGCCAAACAUAACCAUAUCAUCCUCCACUAAAAAGGGGGACUUUCUUGUGGUUGUGGGUUCUCCUUUUGGUGUCCUCUCACCUGUGCACUUCUUUAACAGUAUAUCAGUGGGAUCCAUUUCCAACUGCUAUCCUCCUAAUUCAUCUUAUAGUUCAUUGCUGAUGGCAGACAUACGGUGUCUUCCUGGAGGGGAAGGUGGUCCAGUUUUGAAUGAGCAUGCACAACUUGUUGGUAUUUUGAUUAGACCAUUGAGGCAGAAGACUAGUGGGGCUGAGAUUCAGCUGGUGAUUUCAUGGGAAGCCAUUGCAACUGCUUGCAGUGACUUGCUGCAGAAGGAGCCCCGUUAUGCAGAAAAAGGGAUUUAUUAUGACAAGAGAAACUUAAAUGCUGUAGGGAAGACAUUUUUAGCCGACAGCCACAACUCAAAUGGACCCAUAACGCAUAUUCAGGAGCAUCUUUAUUCUAAUUGCUCAUCCCCAUCACACAUUGAGAAGGCAAUUGGUUCUGUUUGUCUUAUAACCAUGGAUGAUGGAGUAUGGGCAUCUGGUGUCUUUCUUAACAAGCAAGGUCUCAUACUCACAAAUGCUCACUUGUUGGAACCAUGGAGAUUUGGUAAAAGAACCGCAAGUGAUGGAAAGCAUGGAUCCAAUUCUGAGGCACUGUCUGAUGGACCUGUAUCUCCAGGGCAUAGUGAACUAUAUGGCAAACAAAAGAGUGAAGGUUUUCUGCCAAGGAUUCGCAAUAAUGCAGAUCUCUUUGUGGGUGAUGAAUAUGGAGGACAUAAAUUGAGUUCUUCUUACAGAGGUCAUAGAAACAUACGUGUCCGCCUGGAUCAUACAGACCCUUGGACUUGGUGUGAUGCUAAAGUAGUGUAUAUUUGUAAAGGACCUUUGGAUGUUUCCCUGUUGCAGCUCAAGCACAUUGCAGAUCAUCUUUCCCCAAUUGCCAAGGAUUUUUCAUCGCCAUCUGUAGGAUCAAAGGCAUAUGUUGUUGGACAUGGACUAUUUGGACCAAGAUGCGGCUUCUCCCCAUCAAUUUGUUCUGGUGUGGUCGCAAAAGUUGUGAAAGCAAAGUUUCCACUCUCAUAUCAACCCGACCAACCAGGAAAUACUCAAGGACAUUUUCCUGUGAUGCUUGAAACAACAGCUGCUGUCCAUCCUGGUGGUAGUGGUGGCGCUGUCAUUAAUUCAGAUGGUCAUAUGAUUGGACUUGUUACAAGCAAUGCAAGGCAUGGUGGAGGAACUGUUAUACCGCAUCUGAAUUUCAGCAUUCCAUGUGCGGCCCUCCUCCCCAUCUUCAAGUUCGCAAAAGACAUGCAGGAUAUUUCACUUCUCCAAGUUCUUGACCAACCAAACAAAUAUAUUUCUUCCGUAUGGGCAUUGAUGCCACCUCUGUCUCCCAAGCCCCCUCCUUUGCCUCAUAUGCCAGUGUCACUACGACAAGAGAACAACAAAGAAGGGAAAGGUUCCCGUUUUGCAAAAUUUAUAGCUGAAAGACAAGAUGCGUUUACAAAGCCAACUCAACUUGGCAAGGCAGGAAGACUUUCUAACGAUGCUGUUCCUAGCAAGUUAUGA
Prunus armeniaca (apricot) is the source of this 2214-nucleotide messenger RNA. NCBI's taxonomy places the organism in Eukaryota, Viridiplantae, Streptophyta, Magnoliopsida, Rosales, Rosaceae. The record is from the annotation of a GenBank genome assembly.